Molecule: messenger RNA, 2610 nt
Organism: Phialemonium atrogriseum
Lineage: Eukaryota; Fungi; Ascomycota; Sordariomycetes; Cephalothecales; Cephalothecaceae
Product: phosphatase 2C-like domain-containing protein
Exons: 1
Coding region: 388-2412 (674 amino acids)
Biological process (GO): protein dephosphorylation
Cellular component (GO): mitochondrion
Molecular function (GO): cation binding; [pyruvate dehydrogenase (acetyl-transferring)]-phosphatase activity
Source: RefSeq, a predicted model, not a curated record
GCUGAUUACCGAUGAUUUGACCCGCGAUGGUUCUCGCCAAGGCGUCGGCGACUUCAGCUCCCCUCAGCUCCCUCAUCGUUUCAAUCCGUUCUGGCUUCGCCCAAGGCUGCUCCGUUCACUCUCGCCAUCUUGUUUGCUCGUCCAGCACCGGCAAUGAAAAAGAGAGCUCCUAACCUAUCGUUACCAGGGUUCCGGAUCAAGGGUCCCUCUUUGCUUAGCGUGAACCUUCGGGCUUAAGGUCUUGGUGCUAGGGGUAUAUCAUCAACACCCCCACCCAUGGCUCUUGAGGACGGCAAGCAGGCUGUGUAUUACAUCGUUGGGCUCUUUGCAUAGCGAGACACGAACCUCACAGGAUUACACGCCGCUAUUCUCGAUCCUGAUCCCGCAAUGGCCCCCCGAAUACGCCGAGCGCUCUGGCCAAGUUCACGGGUGAAUAAUUCCGAAACAGCUUUGGAUGUCAUAGCAUCGGCCCAACCAGUCUUGCUUCUGGAUGCCUUUAUGGGCUAUGUCUCGACAUUCUUCCACGAGUUGCGCUACGAGCCCACAGCUGCGUUAUCUUCCGCCGGUUCUCAAGAUGGCCCAAGCAUGUGCUCGUCCCACCAAGCUCACCCGAGGCGGCCUUGGCUACACGAUGCCCGCCGCCACAGAAUAUUCUCCCAGACCCCGAGACGACAGUUCCACAACUACUUCGUAACGCACCUACCUUCGUCGUCUCUCCAUCCCGACUCUCGGUCCUCCAGCGGCCCACACCACAAGCUCCCGCGUUCGGCUUCCACGCCGCACACCCAGGGCCCAGGAUCGUCCCCCGCCGUGGUGCCGCCGAACAUGCCGAGCCGAGACCUGACGGUCGUACGAAUACCCCUCCGGAGUGCAAAGCACCACUUUGGCGCGUAUAGCUCUCGGGGCUCGCGCGGCUAUAACGAGGACACCAGCCAGGCUGGGACAAUCAAUAUGCCCGCCUUUGCCAAGAGGGUGCCGAUAAGCCUGAGUGCGAAGCGGGGCCCGAGAUCCGGCGGCGAGGGUACAAGUGCAGAUAGUUCCUUCGGGGAUCCGCAGAUCUUCUACUUUGGCGUGUUCGAUGGCCAUGGCGGUAGUGAGUGCAGCGAAUUUCUCCGAGAUGAGCUUCAAGGGUAUAUCGAAGCGGCGGCGGCCAAUUUUGGCCUAAGGAGUAGUCUGAGGAGGGCCCAAAAUGAUGCGAUGGGCCAAGACCAAACCGAGGAUACUCGCUCCUUGAACACUUGGGAAAAUCCGACCACGGCUCAAGGCCGUCAAGCUCUGAAUCGAGUGCAGAUGAAGAGCGGCGAGGAGGUCAAGGCUGAACUGAGCCGCUCUAAGAAGCAGGAUCACGGGGACAUUGUCGACCGCGGCUCUCUUAAGGAAAGCCUCGAAAGCGAAGAAACCCUUGUCCCGGAAAAUGAAGACGUCCGCAGGGCACUCCUACUCGAGGAAGAGCUGGUCGAUGAGUACAAGAGUACCGUGGGAGGCUACUUCCGCCGCUUCAAACCCUCGCAUUUCGGCAUCCUAGAUCCUAGAGCACGCUCCUCAACCGACGACCCGGACAGCCCGGAGCCGGAGCCGUUGGACGAUGUCGUGAGCCUCGAGUCGGUCCUCACGUACGCAUUCCUCCGGGCGGACCUCGACUUCGUCACGGCGCAAGCCCGGAAACCCGACCCCGACGACCCGUACGUCUCGGACUUCCCGCUCAACCAGGAUGAGGUCCUCGGCCGCCCCCACCUCGCACCUUCGGGCCAGGGGAUCGGCGGCCCCGCCCGCUUCAAGGGCGGCUCGACGGCGUCGAUCGCGCUCAUCUCGACGCCGACCGCGGCGCCGUUCUGGCACCCGGCGGCGCACUCGACGCUCGCCGUGGCGCACGUGGGCGACACGCGGGUCCUCCUGUGCGAGACGGCCUCGGGCUUGGCGCGCCCGCUGACGUCGGACCACCACCCUUCGUCGCCGGCCGAGAGCCGGCGGCUGCGGCGGUUCGCCUCGGGCAGCCUGGUGACGGACUCGUUCGGCGAGGAGCGCAUCUCGGGCCUCGCCAACAGCCGCGCCUUUGGUGACAUGCGCGGCAAGCGUGUCGGCGUCAGCGCCGAGCCCGAGGUCGGCCGCGUCGAGCUGGGCCCCGCCGAGUACAGCUUCCUCGUGCUCGUCAGCGACGGCGUAUCGGGCACGCUGAGCGACCAGGAGAUUGUCGACGUCGUCAAGGAGGCGCGCACCCCCGAGCAGGGCGCCAGGGCCGUCGUCGAGUACGCCACCGAGGUCUCGUCCGACGGGGACAACGCCACCUGCCUCGUCGUCCGGCUGGGCGGGUGGGAGAGGAGGUCCGAGGGCGGGGUGGGGAGCUUGGGCACAAAGGAGAUCAGGGACGCCAGGAGGGCCGAGGCGUUGGAUCCGAGGAGGGGGAGGAGGUGAGGGAGAGAGACGAAUAGCACUGUUAGACAUAGUGAUUUAUGCAAAUGAGCCGGUGUCUCGUCAUGGGGCACGAUAUCCGCAUGGUUAUGGCGUUGUCGAAUAUAAUAGCAAUGAGCAUGGUUGGCUACCUAGUCUACGAGUGUCAAAAUACCAACCGCCAAUGACCCUCCCCCGCUUCUUUUCUUCUUUUUAUUGUCU